Molecule: messenger RNA, 4478 nt
Organism: Pongo pygmaeus (Bornean orangutan)
Lineage: Eukaryota; Metazoa; Chordata; Mammalia; Primates; Hominidae
Product: small ribosomal subunit protein eS6
Exons: 6
Coding region: 3697-4446 (249 amino acids)
Biological process (GO): translation
Cellular component (GO): ribosome
Molecular function (GO): structural constituent of ribosome
Source: RefSeq, a predicted model, not a curated record
CCAGAGUCAUGACGGGUGUGCUGAAGAAGACCAUUGGCCUUGUGGGAUUGGCUGUAUGCGAGAGUCCACAAGAGAGGCUAAGAAUAUUGUAUACAAAGAUUUUUUUAUGUUCUUGAGCAAAUCCCUAAAAAUGCAGCAUAUAGAAAGUAUACAGAACAGAUUACAAAUGAGACACUGGCUAUGGUUAAAGCGGAACCAGAUGUUAAAAAAUUAGAAGACCAGCCAGGCGCAGUGGCUCACUCCCGUAAUCCCAGCACAUUGGGAGGCCAAGGCAGGCAGAUCACCUGAGGUCAGGAGUUUGAGACCAGCCUGGCCAACAUGCCAAAACCACGUCUCUACUAAAAAUACAAAAAUUAGCCGGGCAUGAUGGUGCAUGCUUGUAGUUCCAGCUACUUGAGAGGCUGAGGCAGGAGAAUCGCUUGAACCCAGGAGGUGGAGGUUGCAGUGAGCCAAGAUCAUGCUACUGCACUUCAGCCUGGGCAACAGAGUGAGACUCUGUCUCAAAAAUUAAUUAAUUAAUUAAUUAAAUAAAAAUAAAAAAUCAGAAGACCAACUUCAAGGUGGUCAAAUAGAAGAGGUGAUUCUGCAGGCUAAAAAUGAACUAAGUCUGGCAAGAAAAAUUAUGCAGUGGAAACCAUGGGACAGACUCCUGCCAAUCAGUGGAAAUGGCCAAUAUAAUUAUUAAAUGACUCUGGUAGGUUGAUGGGAAACUGAUGUAAUUAAAUAUUCUCUUAUAUUAAGAGUGUGGGCCAGGUGCAGUGGCUCACACCUGUAAUCCCAGCACUUUGGGAGGCCAAGGCAGAAGGAUCAUUUGAGGUCAGGAGUUUGAGACUAUCCUGGCCAACAUGGUGAAACCCCAUCUCUACUAAAAACACAAAAAUUAGCCAGGCAUGGUGGCACGCACCUGUAAUCCCAACUACUCAGGAGGCUGAGGCGGGAGAAUCGCUUGAACCUGGGAGGCAGAGGUUGCAGCGAGCCGAGAUCAUGCCAUUGCACUCCAGCCUGGGCGACAGAGCAAGACUCCAUCUCAAAAAAAAAAAAAAGGCAAAGAACCCUUGUGAACUGUUGGUGGGAUUGUAAAUUGGUACAGUCAUAUGUAAAACAGUAUAGAGGUUCCUCAAAAAAUUCAAAAUAGAACUAUCAUAUGAUCCAGCAGUCCCACUUCUGGAUAGGUAGCCAAAAGAAUUGAAAACAGGGUCUGUCUCUAAGAUAUAUUUGCACACCCAUGUUCAUAUCAGCAUUAUUUACAAUAGCCAAGAGGUGGAAACAACCAAAAUGUCCAAUAACACAUGAAUGGUUAAACAAAAUGUAGUAUAUACAUGCAACAGAAUAUUAUUCAGCCUUAAAAGAGAAGGAAAUCCUGUCACAUGCUAUAACAUGGAUGAACCUUGAGAACAUUAUGUUAAAUGACGUAAACCAGUCACAAAAAGACAACUACUGUUUGAUUCCGUUUAUAUGAAAUACUUAGUCAAAAUUAUAGAGAGAGAAAGUAGAAUGGUUACCAAAAGCUGUGGGUAGGGGGAAAGGAGUUGUUUAAUGAGUAUGAAGUUCACAUUUUGCAAGAUGAAAAAGUUCUGGAGAUCUAUUUUACAACAAUGUUAAUAUAUGUAACAUUAAUGAAGUGUACACUUCAAAAUGGUUAAGAUGACACAUUUUGUGUUAUAUAUUUUUUAACCACAAUUAAAAAUGCAUUAAAAUUUUUUCUUAAAUGAGACAGGGUGUCACCAUGUUUGCCCGGGCUGAUCUCAAACUCCUGGCCUCAGGAGAUCCGCCCAUCUCAGCGUCCUAAAGCGUUUGGAUUACCGGUGUGAGCCACUGCGUUUGGCCACCCUAAAAUAUUUUUAAAAGGAAAAACAAACAAACAAAAAAACCUAGCCCAUAGUUCUAGACUUUCUCUUUGCCUCACAUUAAUUUACUCCCACUACUUCGAUAAAAAUAAUUAGGGUGAAAAAAACAGGGGGAGCUAAGAGCUUGUACAGACAUUUCUCUAAAGAAGAUACACAAAUGGCCAACAAACACAUUAAAACAUGCUCAACAUCAUUAGUCAUUAGGGAAAUGCAAAUCAAAACCACGAUGAGUCUCAGCUACUCCAGAGGCUGAGACAGGAGAAUGCUGGAGGCCAAGAGUUCCAGACCAACAGGAUCUCGCUUUGAGCAACAAAGCGAGACCCUGUCCCUACAAUAAAUUUUUAAAAAAUUAAAAAAAUAACAAGUGUUGGCCAUGAUUUUGAUAAAGUGCGGUCCUUAUACAUUGCUGGUGGGAAUCUAAAAUGGUUCAGCUGCUUUGGAAUACAGUUUCAGUUUCUCCCUGAGUUGAGAAUAGAACUAUUAUAUGACCCAGCAAUUUCACUCUUAGGUAUAUACCUAAAAUAAUUUAAAACAAGUACUCAAACAUAGAAGAACUAUUUACAAUAGUUAAAAGGCAGAAACAACCCAAAUGUCUAUUAAUGGAUGAAUGGAUAAACAAACUGCGGUCUAUAUCUACACUAGAAUAUUAAGCCAUAAAAGCAGUGAAGUACUAAUACAUGCUACAACUCAAAAGACUAGAAGACAGACACAAAAGAUCAAUAUUGUAUGAUUCCAUUUUUAUGAAAUAGGUACGUCCACUGAGACAGAACACAGAUUGGUGGUUGCCAGGGCCUGGUCGAAAUGGGGAAGGGGCAGCAACUGCUUAACAGGGUACAGGGUUUUCUUUUAGGAUGAUGAAAAUGUUUUGGAACUAUAUCGAUAGAGAUGGUGGUUGUACAGCAUUGUGAAUGUACUAAAUGCCACUGAACUGUUCACUUUAAAAUGACUAGUUAUGUCAAUUUCACCUCAACAAAAAAAUGACAUACAGUACUCAGAUUUUAAAAAGCAUCAUUUCACCAAGAUUCCAUGAAUUAAUGUGAGAUGAUCAAAGAAGAUUCAGUAGAAUCGUUCAACUUCGAACGUAAAACAGUCCUAAACUCAAACCUUUGUGACACUAAAGUGGGAAGAUGGUAUGUGAUAAUUUUAGAAAGUAAAAAUUAUUCUUGUUUACUUGGUCUCCAACUCGAACUUUUUUUUUUGAGGCGGAGUCUCUCUCUGUCGCCUGGGCUGCAGUGCAGUGGUGCGAUCUGGACUCAUUGCAACCUCCGCCUCUCGGGCUCAAGCGAUUGUCCGUGCCUCAGCCUCCCUAGUAACUGGGACUACAGUCGCCUCCCACCACGCCUGGCUAAUUUAUCUAUUUUUAUGAGAGACGGAGUUUCGCCAUUUGGCCGGGCUGGUCUCGAACUCCUGACCUAAGAUGAUCCGCCCGCCUCGGCCUCCCAAAGUGCUGGGAUUACAGGCGUGAGCCAUCGCGCCCGGCCUUGCCCUCCUAUUUUGGCACCGUCAGAUGCAAAGUGUCCGGGACAGAAGUGGGGCUCUGCUGGCGACCAGCUCCAAAACCCAGGCAGCGUGGAAAAGACUAGACAGGGAAGGGGUUAGCCCUCAGAAUUACACGCGGGCUUGCCUUACCAGACUACCACUACUGGCACAACCUCACACCCACACCCAACCGACUUCACCUCCCAAGCCCUGAUUAAUCUCGACCCGGAAGUGCCGCCCACCCAUGCUCACUUCCGCUAUCCCGUACUUCUGCUCAUCUCGCGAUAACUGAAAGUGCCUAUGUGACCUGCGCUAAGCGGAAGUUGGCCCUCUUUUCCGUGGCGCCUCGGAGGCGUUCAGCUGCUUCAAGAUGAAGCUGAACAUCUCCUUCCCAGCCACUGGCUGCCAGAAACUCAUUGAAGUGGACGAUGAACGCAAACUUCGUACUUUUUAUGAGAAGCGUAUGGCCACAGAAGUUGCUGCUGACGCUCUGGGUGAAGAAUGGAAGGGUUAUGUGGUCCGAAUCAGUGGUGGGAACGACAAACAAGGUUUCCCCAUGAAGCAGGGUGUUUUGACCCAUGGCCGUGUCCGCCUGCUACUGAGUAAGGGGCAUUCCUGUUACAGACCAAGGAGAACUGGAGAAAGAAAGAGAAAAUCAGUUCGUGGUUGCAUUGUGGAUGCAAAUCUGAGCGUUCUUAACUUGGUUAUUGUAAAAAAAGGAGAGAAGGAUAUUCCUGGACUGACUGAUACUACAGUGCCUCGCCGCCUGGGCCCCAAAAGAGCUAGCAGAAUCCGCAAACUUUUCAAUCUCUCUAAAGAAGAUGAUGUCCGCCAGUAUGUUGUAAGAAAGCCAUUAAAUAAAGAAGGUAAGAAACCUAGGACCAAAGCACCCAAGAUUCAGCGUCUUGUUACUCCACGUGUCCUGCAGCACAAACGGCGGCGUAUUGCUCUGAAGAAGCAGCGUACUAAGAAAAAUAAGGAAGAGGCUGCAGAAUAUGCUAAACUUUUGGCCAAGAGAAUGAAGGAGGCUAAGGAGAAGCGCCAGGAACAAAUUGCGAAGAGACGCAGACUUUCCUCUCUGCGAGCUUCUACUUCUAAGUCUGAAUCCAGUCAGAAAUAAGAUUUUUUGAGUAAUAAAUAAAUAAGACCAGA